UAAUAGCUGCUAAUAGCUCUAGUGUUUUAUAGCUCAAAAAAAACAAAAACGCAAAUGUGACUUUGUUUCUGUUAAGGGAAAGGCGUGCAAGGAGACAUGUCCCAGGCAGUGUUCAAGCCUAACAGACCAAAGAAAACUCCAGCUCUUCACAGAGUUUUAUGCUGUCUCUUACGAGAGGCAGCAGGCUAUCAUUCUCUCUGGUUUGGAGCAGCACAAGGUGAGUCGCAGACGACCACGUGGGCCCGACACUGAGAAUACUAAGAGGAAGUACACCUUCAAGUACCAUGUGCAACAAGGAGGCCAAAGACUUGCUGUUUGUAAGCUCACAUUUAUGUCAGUCUUUCAACUGACCAACAGUCGCCUACAGGCAAGUUUUAUACAGCCUAGCUUUUUCCAUUUGUUAACUUUUUAUUACAUGCAUGAUUUUAAUUAGAUACAUUGUCCAUAACAUAUUUAUUUAAAGUUACUUAUCUUUGAAAAGGUUAUUCAAGAAAAGUUAGGCAGUCAGUCUGAGGGAACAGAGCAGGUAGUCAGGUCUCCAUUAGAGGACUUAAGAGGAAAACAUAAGAACAGGUAAAAAAAAAUCUUGAAGGACCUCAUGCUCUCGUCCUGUUAGUUUUUAAAGCUGCACCAAUGUCAGCAUCAGUUGCCCUACAACAUUCCCUGAUCUAAUGGUGCACUGGACGCUGGCAUUAUAGGGCGUCGGGUGCCUUGCCACCCUAUAACGCCAGCAUGCACAAACUGUAAUGGUUAGGAUUCAGCUCACUGUUGUUGCCCAGUCAGGAAACAUAUUUUUGCACUUUGAGAUCAAUAUCAGAGGUAAAGUGCUAUGCAAAUGUAAUGUAUGAUCCCGGGAUUUCGAGAUCGGCCAAAAUGUCCGGGAUUCGGCUUUUGCGUUCUACAGUUGCCAUUCAUUGUGUUUACUGUGGCGAGCAGGACGAGACUGAGGGCCGCAGGAGAACGGCGCGAGGCCGGUGGCGUGAUUACUGAUGAGCGACACCUGUGAGACGCACCGGUCUCGUAUCUCUCACGGAGGAGCGGGAAUUUUCUUAGCAAUGCUAAAACGCACACAUCAAUCGAUCACGUUUAGCGUUCAUGUAAACACUACAUUCAGAUUUACCAAUCAGAAUGAAUUCAGUAAGAUUGAAACAAAAGGUGUGCAUGUAAACAAUGACGAUUUUUGCGUCAUCGGAGGAUUUUUUCCAGACAAAAAAUACAUAAAUCUCUCAUCUCAGGGGGAUAUGAGGGAGAAAAGCAUGGUAAUUCGAAAAUACUACUGGUUUUCUACUAAUACAAAGCUUAAUGCUAAAUCCUGAAGUAUCCCUUUAAUGAUUGUUUGUGAAAAACAAAAUCCUAUAGUUUAGAGAAAAGUUUACAAUUAUAUUAAAUUUUACUGUCACAGAAACAAUGCAAUUGUGCAAAACAGACCAGCAUAGUUUAUUAUAUUUCCCUUGUUCAUGAGUUGUGUUGUUUAUAUUUUAGGCCUCAUAGCAUUCAUCCUGCAGUGAGAGAGGGGAUAAGAGAGCACAUCCUGAGCUUCCCACGCCAACCGAACCACUACUCACGGAUGAAGGGAGAUGUGGAGAAGUAGUACCUGAGCCCUGAUUUAAACCUGCUCCGCAUGUUCCACCUGUACAAGGAAAACAAUCCAGCAUCCACUGCCAAGUUCUGGCUCUAUAGGGACAUCUUCAAGCAGCAAAACCUCAGAUUUGGGCAGCCAAGAAGUGAUACUUGUGCAAAAUGUGACGCCCUGUUCUCAAAAUUAGUAGCUGCUACAACAGAUGGAGAAAGGUUGAAGAUCACAGCCGAGAGUGAGCUUCACCACCGGAAAGCCGAAAAAGCGUACACCCAGUUGCAGGCUGACACAGAGUGGGCCAAAGCCAAUGAUGACUGCCAUGUCAUUUGUAUCGACAUGCAGGGGGUAGUGUUCACGCCAAACCUGACACACUCCAACGUGUACUAUCAACGGCAGCUGGCCAACUACAACCUCUGUAUCCAGGAGAUGGGCACUGACAAACCUCCUACAAUGUGCCUCUGGCAUGAGGGCAUCGCUCACAGAGGUUCCAUCGAGGUGGCAAGCUGUCUUUUGAAGUGGGCAGAAACAUCUUUCGCUCCCCUAGUCCAGGCAAAGGAACGGAAGCUCAUCAUCUAUAGUGACCGAUGCUGUGGGCAGAACAACAACUGGCGAGUCCUAAACCUCAUGGCCCUACUCGUAUCUAGAGGGUACUUCAGUCAGAUAGAGCAGAAGUUCAUGGUGUCUGGUCACUCCUUCCUUCCCUGUAACCGUUCAUUUGCCACGCUGGACAAGAGGCAUAAGGUGUCCACACUCCACACCCCCAGCGAUGUCGCCGAGAUGAUCCGUGGAACCAGGCAGCUGCAUCCAUUUAAAGUAAUUGAGAUGAAAUGUACGGACUUCAGGCAGCUCCCUGAUGCAACAUUAAAACAUCCACCUGGCUUCUUAAUCACAUCCAUGAUGUGGUUGAAAGUGACAGCUACUGAUCCAUGGUGUGUCCACACAAAAGGGAGCCACAGCCUCUACGAGGGAUGGAAGCAUUGGCUGAUCACCAAACAGAGGAAGAAUCAACCACCUCCAGCUCCCUUGUUCUCCACCACGUAUGCUCGUGCUUACGAGGACCCUCUGCCCAUCAAGAAGGAGAAGCACCGUGACCUUAUGAAAAUGCUAGCCUACAUGCCAGCGGAGGCCCAAGCAUUUUAUGUGAAUGUGAAGAGUAGCCUGGUAUGUGUAGGUCAUGUGCAGGGAAAGGUGGGAUAUAUUGUGUAUAUUGUGUGA
Molecule: messenger RNA, 2791 nt
Organism: Cyprinus carpio (common carp)
Lineage: Eukaryota; Metazoa; Chordata; Actinopteri; Cypriniformes; Cyprinidae
Exons: 3
Coding region: 1622-2791 (389 amino acids)
Source: RefSeq, a predicted model, not a curated record